AUGCGCGUGCAGCCCGGCGAUCUGGUUGCGGUGCACUACGACGUCCUCGAUGACGACGGCAGCGUGAUCGAGUCUUCUCGCGAGAAGGACCAGCCCGUGGAGUUCGAGUCCGGAGUCGGAAACGUCGUGGGCAACCCAAUCUUCCAAGGCUUCGACGACGCGGUGCAGGGGCUCGGGAUCGGGGAGAGGACGUCGCUGGAGGCGGAGGGGCCUGAGUGGACCAAGGACCUGAUGUUUGUGGUGCCGCGGGAACACCCCGAGAUCCAGCGGCUCGAGGGACGGUACAAGAGCACGGGCGGGCCGCAGGAGGGCAAGAUCGUGGAGCUGUCGAACGGCGGGAUCGCUCUUAUCGCCAAGAUCGACGAGAAGCAAGUGGUCCUGGACGCCAACCACAUGCUGGCGGGGAAGAAGAUCAAGUUCGAGCUCGAGGUGCUGGACAUCCUCCGAGGGAACGUCCCGGGCGGGGGCAUGGUGGUGUGA
Pedinophyceae sp. YPF-701 is the source of this 480-nucleotide messenger RNA. The record is from the annotation of a GenBank genome assembly. NCBI's taxonomy places the organism in Eukaryota, Viridiplantae, Chlorophyta, Pedinophyceae.